UAUAAUAGCCGUUUCUACCGCACACUGAUAAUACUCGCGGUCGUCUUAUAGUCAAACCCUGGUACCGGUUUGAUACACGCACUCGCGCCAGCCAGCUAUUGUGGUAGUGAAAAUUCGCAUUGGUAGCAGUCAGAGAAGCUCUAUAGUCUGACUGGUUUAGUCGCGGUCCGUACGCGAACGGCGACGGUUCGCAAUUUCGAACGUCGAAAUUUAUUCGCGUCGGUGCACUGUGGCGGAUUUAGCAAAGAUUUUGGCAGAUAAGAGCCAGAAUAUCAAGCAGUCAUGGUAAAAGCGUAUAACGGCGCGUUGGUCCUUGCGGACGUUUUGCUACUUAUUUUGAAGAUCCUAUAUUACAUUUGCGAGAGCGUGUAUAGAUUUUUCGUUCCAUCAGAAGAAAAAAGCGUGGCCGGUGAGAUCGUUUUGAUAACAGGCACUGGUCAUGGCAUUGGAAAAGAGUUGGCUCUUCGUUAUGCAUCGCUGGGCGCAACGGUGGUCUGCUGGGACGUAAAUCAGGAAUCGAACGAAGAGACGGUGAACGAGAUAAAGAAAACUGGAGCAACCGCGGCAUAUGCAUAUCAAUGUGACGUGUCGAAAAGAGAGAACGUCCUCAGCGUAGCCGAAAGAGUCAAGAAGGAAGUCGGUGACGUCACUAUUUUAGUUAACAAUGCUGGUAUAAUGCCUUGUCACGCAUUACUCGAUCACACGACGGACGAAAUUAGACGGAUCUUCGACAUUAACGUGCUGGCUCAUUUCUGGAUGCUACAAGCAUUUCUACCAAGCAUGAUCGAAAAAAAUCACGGCCACGUAGUUGCGCUUUCGUCACUGGCUGGAAUCGGAGGCAUUCCAAAUUUAGUUCCCUACUGCGCUUCGAAAUUUGCAGUCAGAGGACUUAUGGAAUCGAUUAGCGAGGAACUACGAGUAUCCAGCAAAGGAAAAUCCUUAAUCAAAUUCACUACCAUUUAUCCGUAUAUGGUGGACACUGGACUUUGCAAGAAGCCGAAAGUAAGGUUCCCGAAUACCAUGCCGUUGGUUUCACCGGGGCAAGCAGCCUCACAAAUAAUUCUUGCGCAGAGGCGCAACUACCGCGAAAAAACUGUGCCUCCACUCUGGUUGUCACUAAGCGCGAUAAUAAGACUUUUUCCCGAUGAAGCAGCACGCAGCUUGGUAGACUUUUUUGACAGCGGUGUCGAAGCGGAUAGCUAACAACUGCAAAAAAAACAUCUCUGAUUUCGAAACAAAUAUGUGAAUAAACUUUUUUUUUUAUAUGACUGUCCAGUAUGCUAUUGCAUUAUUUAUAAGACAUCAUACAAGUAAAUACCAGGAUUGCCAAAUUUUAAAAUAAGACAUCUUUCGCCCUGAAAUUCAGAGGCUCUACUCGGUUACUCUAAAUAUAAAAAUAAUUUUUUAUUAUUUAAUAAUAACUAAUUAAUCAUUAUCAAGAACUGAUGCAUGAAAACGCGCAAAUGUAGAUGUUUUAUACUGAUAGCAAUAAGUAUCAUAUGACAUAAAUAGUAAAUAAAUCUUUUGUAUAAUAUUGAAAGAAAUCAUCGUCAACGCCACAUUGUUUCCUAGUAGCAUCAGCACAGUAUGUAAAUCAGUCGCGCUAACAAUAACGUUUUGUUAUGUUUUGACAAGUAAAAUUGGUGUAAUGUAUUUACCGUGCUGUAAUGAUAAACCCCGCUAUUGUUCUAUUAUAUGAUAUUGUUAUUCAAUAUAUUAUUAAUAUUUGCGUUUAUUACGAGAAAAAGCAUAAGUUGUGUAUAGUGGUCGUUUAAUAAUGUAACUAUUGUCUUAUACAUAUAUAAUUACCUAUAAAUUAUGUUAUAAAUAGCAUAUACAAUACGCAUAUAACGCAACCCCCCCUCCCAGGUAGCAAGCUUAUUUUCGUUAUUUUGAAAUCAUAAACGUCAUUUUUACAUUAAAAUGACGACAAAUAACAUCAGCUUGUUACCUGGGAAUUUAUCAAUAAUAUAAGUCUUUGAGAAGACGAUUUGGUAUCACUUUAAUCAGUAAACUUCAAUCUAACGCGCACAGUUAUAAAAAGAAUGGUGAAAAGAGAAUAGAGAAUUAUGGAUAUCAAUUAUAUGCAUAACAUAAAGAAAUUUAUUCAACGAAACUAACGAAAGUUGCGACUUUGAUGUAAGAAGUGAAUUGAUUAUAAUAUAGUUAUACUAUAUCGCGAGAUUCGGAUUCAUACGUUUGUAAAUACAGUAUGUGUUGUUCAUUAAAUUUUCUGCUCAAUUAAAUUUUA
Messenger RNA from Temnothorax curvispinosus, 2251 nucleotides. RefSeq names its product short-chain dehydrogenase/reductase family 16C member 6-like. The record is from RefSeq and is a predicted model, not a curated record. Bases 283 to 1203 code for a protein of 306 amino acids. The transcript has 8 exons. NCBI's taxonomy places the organism in Eukaryota, Metazoa, Arthropoda, Insecta, Hymenoptera, Formicidae. Gene Ontology annotation, molecular function: oxidoreductase activity, acting on the CH-OH group of donors, NAD or NADP as acceptor. Gene Ontology annotation, cellular component: lipid droplet.